AUGGACUACUAUACAGGGAGUGGAGGGCCUUCUGCGUUGGAGAACCUUGGGGUGCAGCCAGUGCCGUACCCGGUGCUGCUGAUACUGGGGCUGGUGGGGCUUCUUCUGGGUGUCCCGUUAUUCCUAGCGUACGAGUCUGCCGUGGAGGAGGCCCAGCAGCGGCUUAACUGGGGACUCAUGGCGGUGCCCGUGCUCCUGAUCUUCGCCAUCCGAUGGGCGGCUUCGUUCCAGGGGUCGGGCCUCCCCUUCGGCUUGUCUCUCGGGGACCAGCGGAGAUGGGCGGUGGACGGCGCCUCGGAAGAAGGCGGCUCGCCGUGGGCCGUAGCGGCCGUUGUUGUUCUGGUCCUGGUGCUCGUUUCCUUCCAGUCCACCUUCCGUGACGUGUGGUCGACUUAA
Spirodela intermedia is the source of this 396-nucleotide messenger RNA. The record is from the annotation of a GenBank genome assembly. NCBI's taxonomy places the organism in Eukaryota, Viridiplantae, Streptophyta, Magnoliopsida, Alismatales, Araceae.